AUGAGAUCCGGCCGUGAGCCCCACAGGUCCACAAGGAUCUGGCUGGGCACGUACCCGACGCCGAUGGCUGGCGCCGCGUACGCCGCCGCCCCAUUGGCACUGCCAGGGGCGAAGCCAGACGAUUGUGCCACCGGGGCGCCGAGGCCGCGCUCAACUUCCCCGGCGCGGCCGCGUCCCGCCCGGUGCUCCCCCGACGACAUCCGCGCGGCGGCGGUGGCUGCCUCGAUGGCUGGUCGUCCGGGUGAAUGCGCUGACCAUUCCUAUCUGCCGCAGGCGGCUACGACGGCGAGUACGUCCGGGUCGGAGGCCGGCGGUGCAUCGGUAUCGGCUUCGGAUCGGAGCAGCGGGCGGGAGAGGCGCAUUGUGGACGAGGACGACAUCCUCCGGAUGCUGCGGCUGCUGGAAGUGGAGGGCAUGGCCGAGGGGCUGAUGAUGAGCCCGCCCGUCGAGGCUGAGCCCCACGGCGGACGGAGCCGAGUCGCUGGAGGAGGACAACAAUGA
This is a messenger RNA of Panicum virgatum (switchgrass), 501 nucleotides long. Its product is annotated as dehydration-responsive element-binding protein 1F-like. The transcript has 2 exons. NCBI's taxonomy places the organism in Eukaryota, Viridiplantae, Streptophyta, Magnoliopsida, Poales, Poaceae. Bases 1 to 501 code for a protein of 166 amino acids. The record is from RefSeq and is a predicted model, not a curated record.